AAAUUGAUGAUUGAGUUCUUUUAGUAUUUGCUUUAAUUUGAAAUAACACAAGUUAUGAACGUCAAUUUAUGAAUGUUGAUUUUGUUGGGAAUUUGCUUUGCUUGAAUCUUUUUCAAUAAUAUUUAAAUUAAGAUGUCCUAUUAGUUUGAAAAUGGAUGAAGCAAAAAAUGAAACCGUCGACCUUUCGAGGCGUGGGUUGAAGAAAAUAGAGAAAGCGCCCGCAGAGGAAUCCAAGACGAUUAUUAAUUUAAUCCUCGACCAAAAUGAGUUGCAGAGACUAGAUAAUAUUGACACAUAUAAUCGUGUCGAAAACUUAUCAAUUUGCAACAAUUUCCUGUUACGCAUGCAUGGCGUAUCCCGGUUGACGAACAUUCGAAUCCUAGCUUUGAAUAACAACGGCAUACUGCAGAUAGAGGGUCUCAAAGACCUGAUUUAUUUAAAAGUACUGAAGCUUGCAGGAAACAAUAUAAAAUCAAUAGAACAUUUGAAUCACAACAUGCACUUGGAACACUUGGAUUUGUCCAACAAUCAAAUUUCUUUUAUAGCUGAUAUAUCUUACUUGAAGAGUUUGAAGCACUUGAAUCUAGAAAGAAACAAGAUAUCAGAUCUGCGACAAUGUGAUCGCUACCUUCCAUCACACUUGGAGCACCUAGGACUUGCUCACAACAGUAUCCAGGAUUUGAAUGAGAUCAGUCAUUUGGUGCAUUUGAACAAACUCGAGAGCUUCUCAAUACAAGGCAAUCCAUGUGUUGCGAUGGCUGGCAAAGACAAAUUAGGAUUUGAUUACAGACCAUUUGUCCUCAACUGGAUAAUGAGUGUGAAGUCUAUUGAUGGCUUUGUCGUCAGCGCUAUAGAAAGCCUAAAAGCGGAGUGGUUGUACAGUCAAGGGAAAGGGCGACACUACCACGCGGGGCAACACCAAGAGUUGUGUGAAUAUUUGGCGUCUACCUGUCCUCUCACCGCCGACGCCUUGGAAACGGAAGACCAGAGGAAAUUACGUCUUAUAUUAAGCAAAGCGCAGCAUCACCAGCAGCAGUUGAAAGAUCAGACACACAGUCCGUUAAAGCCCAAGUUGCAGUCACCGAGAAUGCAAUCUAGGAUAUCCACGCCGCGGCACAUGGGUCGGUCGCCCGACCGGCUCACUUCGAGUUAUCAUGCAGCUAUGACCAAGUCCUCGUCUCCUUUACAUCAGAUGUCUUCCUCACUCUGUGGAGAAUUAUCCGGCAUUCCCACCGCCAUGAGCCAGAGCUUCGACUCCCCCUCUACCAUGUACGCAACGGAAAAAAGAGACAGCGCUAGAGAAAAGGAAAAGGAAAAAGAAAAAGUUCAAGAAAUACCACAACCAAAGCCAGUGAAUCAUUCAUUAGAAGCUGCAUCGAAAAUGGUGCCUGUACCUGAAUCUCUCAUGAGUCCCGACUACCAGGACCCGAUUUACGACAUCCAAAGAUCUAUACCAAAGACAAACAACUCUGUGCACAGUGUUUCCAACACUUCCUCACAGUCCAGUAACAGCAGUAUCCACGAUGACAAACCAAGGCACGCGAAAAACAUGAAAGGAUCCCCGAAAUUACCAAAGAGUGCUACUUCAUCGCCCAAACUUAAAACUAGAAUGGAGCAAAGAAAAGGCAGCUUAUCAAAAGUAGAAGUAAAGAAUGAGGAAAAGAAACUUAAUGGGAUUACAAAUGAGUCUGAGCAACUCGGCGCGGACAUGAUGAAGUUGCCUUCGAACCAACGACGGCAGAAGAAGAUGAGUGUGGAAUCAAUGGCCGCGGUCACUAUACAGAAAAUGUGGAGAGGCUACAGAAGUAGGAACUUGAACAAGGACACGCUCAGGAUACUGCACGCCAUACAAGCGGCGCGAGCUCGACAGCAUAUACAGAGGUUGACAUGCGACAUGGAGGCUACGAAAGCCGCGUUGGAGUCUGAGCGAAAAAUUCAACAGCUCCAGAUGCAAGCUAUUAACGCUUUGUGGAAGAAAGUCUCCACCCUACAGGCAGCUGACAACCAGAAGCAGCGGUUAUCGGAGUCCGAUGACAACACAGACGCAUUGCGGCAGUUAUCCGAGACAUGUUUCAGCCUACAAGCGCAGGUGGCAGAACUGCAAGGCUGUAUGCAGGAGGUGUUGAAGGCAGUUUCGAGCAAAAACCACGCAGAGCCGGUUGGCACUCAGACCGAUAUCACGGCAGUAAUCACUCCGCAGGAAGAACGCUGCACGUGGUUACGGCGGCCGCAGUCUCUGUCGCUGAGCGGAGCCCGCGACCCGCCCGCCGCCAUACCUGUCAGGGACAGGGAACACUCAGAAAAAUCGAACGAAACGGCCGCUCUUGGCAUAGAGCGAACCGAGUCCGUCAUAGAAGAGCAGGCAGCAGGAACUAACGAAGUGGACGCUGAUACGAGGGCGUGUGACGUCAUCGCCGACUGAUACCACCACCAAGUAUGUAUUGAGAAUCACUUCUACAUUGAAGUUGAUACUCUGCAGAUACUGCUUAGGCAUGUUCGGGAGAUGGUACACUUUAAAAUAGUAUAUAAUCUUCAUAUACCGUCAAUUUUUAUCUACUUGUAUAAUUUAUCCCCGAGUAUCAGUUAACAAUAAUUAUUUAUUAGCAUCAAUGUUUUACUUAUUUAUUUAUAAGCGUUGCUAUAUCUUACUUCUAUACGCGUAACCAGUAUGUUCUUUAUUACACUUUUAAAGAUGUUGACGCGGUAUUGUUAUGUAUAUCUAAAAGAUUCAAGAUUCCUUAUUUAUUACUACGGAGAUAUUGUGCAGCUCAGCAACUUAUCUGUUAUAGCUAUUCCAUAAAAAAGGGAACAAUUAUUUAUGACAUACAAUUUAAGCAAAUGUGUAUCAUCUCUUUGACAUGGUAUAAUAACAUUAUUUUGUGACAAUCCGCAUCAGUUUUUCUUUAAAGUUAACCUUAAUAGAAAAAUGCGUUGGUCUCGAAAUAAUACAAAUUGGAACUAUUCACAUUAGAUGUAAGGUAUAAUAUUCGUUGUACACUAAAGCAAAGCUUGGUCUGUAAAGUGGGCUUGUUAAGUAAUUAGGGUGAUAUUGUGUAAUUUGAUAGUUAAAUUAUGGUUUAUAAGAAGCAAAACCGAUCUUUUAAGAACCUAUUUAUUAUUUUAACGUUAUUUUAUUUUUGUAACAGCCUGUAUACAGUUUGCUGGAAGAUAUAGUUGCUAUCACUAAAAAUGGGCACAAUUCAUUGAUGUCGAGUUGUUAAUGGUAUAAACCAAAGAGUUUGAUGGUAUUAUAAAAGACAAAAACUAAAACAAUUUCCUACAAAGACACUAAAAUAAUUUAUACUAUAAAACUAUCAAGGGAAUUAGACUGCUUGGAAAUUAAUAAUGACAAUUUGUUUAUUUAGAUGUAAGAUAAGGCUUAAGUGUUGGUGUAUGUAAUAUAAACCCUAAACGUUCGUUUUAAGAAAAUAUGUAUUCAACCGUUCUUGUCAGAACAGGCAUUUGUUGCAAAACUGGCUACUUUAAAAUGGAGCAUAUGCCUUAGCCUUUUGAUCGCUAAGUAAUACUUCCCGCAGCUAACGUUGAUGCAUUCUUGAAGUUUUACAUACCUUCCUGCCACUUUAAAUGUAUAUGUCGUAGUUAAUUAGCUUAAUUAGCCAUUUAAAUGCCGGUCUAAAUGAUUAGCUGUUUGAUUUAACGACUGAAUUUCUCUGUCAGGCCGUGAGUCGAAGGAUGUUGUUACCAGAAUGUUACGUUUGGUUAGGUUUGAACAGCGACCAGCACAUAAAUCGAAUCACCAUCAUUGUGAUAUCAUUUAUUUAUCACGCCUUUUUCCCGCCUUGUAUGAGACAGACUCAUACUGAUUUAAAAACCACCCCGGUCCUUUUUCUGCUUUGAGCCGGAGUCCCGGUAACCUUUUACGUUGUCCGCAGCUCCUUAUUAAACACGCUAGGACGUUAAUUAAAUAGCUGGUUAAGCUAGUUGGAUACGACAUACAAUCACUUUACUGCACAAUAUCAAUUACAUGGAGCAUUUACAUUUUCGAUUUUGUCAUUUGCUGACAUCCUUGCCGAUUGUUAAUUUAUUUUUAGGUCAUGUAAUGUUUAUGUAUAAUUAUACAAGUUACAAAAAUAUUAGGCAGGUAACUUCUAAUAUUAUUAUUUUUACGAUUCUAUUGGAUUCUUGUUUAGUGUUUACUAUCUAAUCAUGUUUUAAACAAAAACUAUUUUUGAAUUAUAUUAGAUGUGGAAUUUGUAGAUGACAGACGACAAACGACAUAGUAAAAUAAUUUUAUUCGUUUCGUCGGUGUUAUACAUUAAACAAAAUAUGUUGGUUGAUAAUAUAGUAAUCUGUUGAUUAAUAAUAUAAUGCAUAUUAUAUUUUAACAUUCUGAUAAAUGUAAAUAGGUAUGCUUAAUAGUAGGCGUGGUUGUUGAUUUUGAAACGAAAUGAUUUUGAUAUUAUGAGACAUUUAAUUAAUUAGGUUGUACGGGUCAAGCCACGCUAGGACACUUAACAGUCAAUCGACAACCAACCCUAACACGGCGAGCGUAAAACCCAGUUUACUUUAUCGAACAGUUACACAAGUCACGAGACACGACUAACUGCUUUGCUCUGAGUCAUUUAAUGGUAAGUUAACCCACUCCUUAGCAAUAGUUUUCGGAACAAAAUCGUUACUAAGGAUUUUUUAAGUAAUCAUUAAAUGUCUUCGAGUGCUGCAGUAAGUCGUAUAAUAUAAAUAAUUGAAGGGUUCUUAAGCUUAAUGCCCCAAGGUACCCGCGAAAUUUAAAUUUCCGUAAGUGUUUUGCAAUGUUUACGAAAAUUUUAAUUUUGGCCUACCCUGGAACAUUCACCUUAAUAUGCUUUUAUUAAAAGUCUUACUGAUAUAUUGCCUUUAUACUUACAUUGCGAUUUAUAUGUGUUUCGAGAUAUCUUUAGCGGCUUAUGUAAAUGUUUAUCAGAGUUGAAUUAUGGCAAGCAUUGUUUACUAAAAAGACGGUACCUAAUUACCUAUGUACAUUGUACAGUUGCAUCAUUUAUAUGGAUCACAAAGCACUGAUUUCACUGCCAUUUUGCAAAUAGAAGUGAAUACACAAUUUUAGGACAAACUUAGGUACUUGUUAUUAUGUAUUCUCUGAUGUAUAGACAUAUUAUGUACACAAAUCGGCUAAUAGGGCAGUAUUAAUAAGUGUUAAAAAGUAUAAUUCUAAUUGUGUGGCACAUAAAUGUUAAUAUUUAUGUAGAUUAAAAUUAUACAAAAAGAGGAAUUUUGAGCAUUCCUAGAAUAUGUCUAUACAUAGGUUAAAUAAGAUAUAAAAAUUCAGUAUUUAUUAAAAACACAUUUACAAGUUUUCGAAGUGAAGCGAAAAAUAUAGUUCAUUUGCAUCUAUUUAAACGUGUUUCUAUACCUAAGGAGGUUUUACUGUUAUCGCUUAAAGUAGAAUUAAAAACUAGGAUAAAAAAAAUUGAUGCCAAAAUAAGUGGUCUACUCAGAAGAAGUAGGUAUUAAACAUGUGCGUGACUUAUGACGUUUGAUUGUCAGAAAAUGCCCAAGACAUUCGUAUAACAUAAAUGUACUUCGGUACUACCCAACAGAUGCGAUACAUAUUUUUGCGGAUUACCUAUAAUAUACAUAAAUUAACUUUCGAAUUUGUCAAUUUAUGUUUCAGCAAUAAAUCAUUUUAAUACACAAAUAAUACAGGGCAUCACGCAUGUCUAGCCCGUAAUACGAGUAAUAAUAAACUUUAUUAAUUAUUAAACGGAAUGCUUGUCAGCAGAAAACUUAUUUUGGUAUAAAUUACUAGAAGCAGUAUCAGCUUGGCGCUAGCAGUCGAGUAGUAGAAACUUGAACAUGGAGUACAUUAAUUUGACACGAGAUCCAAGUGUGUUCAUGUACAAACGCGGUAUAAGUAGCGGGAUGUCGUGUCAUAUGUUUGAUAUUUCGACCGCGCCCGCGAUACUCAGGCAAAACAAUGAUACGUGUUUCAUGAACCGUCACAACCAAACGACAUCUAGGUACCACUGUAUAGUUAAGAACUUUUUAUUAUAAUUAUGUAUGUACAUAUUAAAUAAAAGGUGAAAAUUGAGAUGCCUUGUCUACUGAGCUUUAUUUUUGUCGCGAUAUUUUUUUUAAUUCUUUAUUUUUAUCGGGUGUGUCUACUAGUUAACGAAUCUCUACGCUUGAAUAUAAUAUGUAUUUUGUAUAUAAUUUUUCUGUAAAAGUUGUGACUAUUUUGACUGUAAAGAUAGAUAUGUAUGAGUUGAGGAUUAUGCAUAAUACAAAUACUGUUAAUACGAUACGUUUAGAACAAUAUUAAUACAAAAAGUGUUUUUGUAAUAUUCAUCAAGCUCACUUGUAAGAAGUUGAAAUAUUGUUCGUAAGAACCAGUUUAAAUAGUCAUAACUUGGGAGUUAUGUCAAUACCUAUACUAAGUACUAGUCAUUUUUAACAACGCGUUGUAUUUUAUUGUAGUCAGUGCAAUUAAUUUUAUCUUCACAUUACAUGACAUUUAAUGUUUUCACAAGACGUACUUUUCUCUUUACGUAGUUUAAUAAGUUUCAGAGCAUGUUUUACUGUAUUCGUUGGUAUUAAUUUGAUUGACAUGAAAUGAAACUGCGUUUACUGAGUGAGCGUAAUUUUAAUUUUUCAUUUAACUUAAAGGGUAGUAAAACAUGCUCUUUACUCUAAAUAAAUAUUGAGUCUUAAUUAAUGAUUACGUUAUUGGCUUACUCUAGUAACUGUUUGACGAGGAACUCGCUCGUAUUCUGUGCAGAAUUCCGCGACACCUGACUAGGCGAUUGUCGCGCUGCUACUAAAACUAGUCGAGUUCCUCGUCAAACAGUUACUUGAGUAAGCCGAUAACAUAAUAAUUAAUGUAUUAUGUCUCACGAAAGUUAUAAUAAAAUUAAGCCUAAUAAGAAUGUUAACCGUUUAUACAUAUAAUUAUAAGAUAAUUUGAUGUUGAAUCUGUUGAUGUCUUCACAAGUAUUCCAGUCAUCAUUCAUAAUCAAUCAAUCGGUUUACUCGUAUUUUUGGAUUUGAUUGCACAAAAAAAGAAUAAAGAUAGAUUACAACCUGUUAAUCUUUGUCUAGCUUUUAUUCAGGUUUAUAACAAUAAUCUAUGAAAACGGAUGACACUAAUUUUACUUUGAUUGAGUUGUGAAGUUGUAGUUUUACCAAAUGUUCGAUUGAAAUGGUUGUGAAGUCAUCGAUGGGUUCUAAAGACACUUGCCGUCCUGUGUAAUUUCUAUUUCAUUGCGUUCCCACCUUAUUUGUUGUCCAUUGCGUUAUAGCCUGUAUUUAUUAUGUUUUAUAAAACAAUUUUAAAAUAUUCAA
Messenger RNA from Spodoptera frugiperda (fall armyworm), 7296 nucleotides. It is a transcript of the gene Cep97, whose product is annotated as centrosomal protein of 97 kDa. Gene Ontology annotation, molecular function: protein binding. The record is from RefSeq and is a predicted model, not a curated record. Bases 152 to 2422 code for a protein of 756 amino acids. NCBI's taxonomy places the organism in Eukaryota, Metazoa, Arthropoda, Insecta, Lepidoptera, Noctuidae. The transcript has 15 exons.